ACGCAAUGGAAUAGAAUGGGGUUGAGGCUUGCGCUUGCAAUGGGUCGGAUGGGAUGGGAUGGAUAGGACAGGAUGAAUAGGCUAGGCUAGGUUAGCAUAGGAUGGGUUGAAUGAAUUGGGAUGGGUGGGUGGGAUGGGCUUCGGGAUGGAAGUAGGGAAUCAGGCUCAGGCUCUCCCUCUCUCUCUCUCUCUGUCUCUGUCUCUCUGUCUGUCUCUCUGUCUCUCUAUAUCUCUAUAUCUCUCUAUAUCUCUAUAUCUCUCUAUAUCUCUAUAUCUCUCUCGCUCUCUCUCUCUCUCGCUCCCAUACCCUCUCACUCUCACACUCUCACACACACGCACUCAUAUACACAUACGCAGAAGGAAGGGUUUCUUUGCCGCUUUGAUGAAUGGCUGUAUGUGCAUAGUUGGGGAAUCGGAUCGGAUCGGCACGCAUGGAUUGGCUGGGUCUGGCUGGGUUUGGCGGGGUUUGGCUGGGUUGGGGUUAAGGUUGGAGUGAAGAACGGGAUGGCAUGGGUUUGCUGCUAUGUUAUGUACGUUUCUACGUUUCCACUGUUGACGGUGGGUGCGUGGGGUGGGUUUGGCUGGCUGGCUGGCUGGCUGGCUGGCUGGCUGGCUGUGUCUAUGUAAGUCUUUUGUCGGCUCAGCUGGGUAGAUGAGAGGAGUGCGCUGUUGACUGGAUGGAUGGAUUGGCAAGUCGUGUUAGCGUGUACAAUGUAUGUU
Aplosporella prunicola CBS 121167 is the source of this 720-nucleotide messenger RNA. RefSeq lists its product as uncharacterized. The transcript has a single exon. The record is from RefSeq and is a predicted model, not a curated record. Lineage: Eukaryota; Fungi; Ascomycota; Dothideomycetes; Botryosphaeriales; Aplosporellaceae. The coding region runs from base 121 to 627 and encodes 168 amino acids.